Cuscuta europaea is the source of this 1061-nucleotide messenger RNA. Lineage: Eukaryota; Viridiplantae; Streptophyta; Magnoliopsida; Solanales; Convolvulaceae. The record is from the annotation of a GenBank genome assembly.
GACGAUGAUGAGUGCAAGCUCGUCGGUGCUAACCAUAACGCAGGAGGGGCACGAGAAAUGGAUGAAUUAUUAUGGACGUGUGUAUGAAAACGAGAUGGAGAAGGAGUCUCGGUUUGCAGUAUUCAAAGAGAACCUGGAGUUCAUUCACGCCUUCAACCGGAAGAAGAACCGGUCUUUCAGGCUCGGCGUCAAUGCCUUUGCUGAUUUGACUAAUCAAGAAUUCCGAGCCCUUAGAGCCACUGGAUACAAAAGUCCUCCUAUUCACCCUCUCAAUCAUAUUAAUAAUGAUGAUGGUAAGCCUUCUUCCCACGACACCUUUAGAUACAGCAAUUUCACAGCGAUUCCAAGGAGCCUGAAUUGGAAGAAGAAAGGAGCUGUUACUGAUGUCAAGGAUCAAGGCCAAUGCGGGAAGCUGUUGGGCAUUUUCUGCGGUUGCGGCGGUAGAGGGCAUACACGAAAUAUCAACGGGGAACCUAAUUUCACUCUCUGAACAACAACUCAUAGAUUGCAACACCGUGAACAAGACUUGCCAGAAUGGAGGAGGUAUGGGCCAAGCUUUCGACUAUAUCUCCAAUAACAAUGGUCUCACAGAUGACCAAAGCUACUCAUAUACGGGAGUAAACGGGACCGGCUGCCGCAGCAAAUUCUCGCCGGCCAUAAAGGCAGCGGCUGGGAUCACGGGCUACGAAAACGUUCCGAUUAAUAACGAGACGGCUUUGUUACAGGCCGUGGCUAACCAGCCGGUCUCGGUCGCAAUUCAGGCAGGUCAAAAGGCGUUUCAGUUCUACCAUAGAGGCGUGUUCGUCGGCAACUGCGGGACCGAGCUUGAUCACGACGUCACGAUCGUGGGGUAUGGGAAAAGUGUGGAGGGCAUGGAGUAUUGGGUGGUAAAGAACUCAUGGGGCUUCAAUGGGGUGAAGCGAGCUACGCUAGAAUGGCAAGAUGCAUUCUGACGCCAGGGGACUCUGUGGCCUCGCCAUGGCUGCUUCCUAUCCAACUGUGGCGCCUUAAUUACCUUCUUUUUUCGAAAUUAUUUUAUGUGCCUAUUUAGAGCCUCUUUG